AUGGGUCUCGCGUAUAACGUCUACCUCACUUCCAAUAAGAUCUUUGGAUGCAGGCAGUGCAAGACGCACCUUGCGGAUUAUGACGAUAUCAUCAGCAGAAACUUCCGUGGCCAGCAUGGCAAAGCAUAUCUAUUCAACAACGUCGUCAACAUCACACAAUCCGAAGCGGUGGAGCGUAGCAUGACCACUGGGAGGCAUGUCGUUCGAGACAUCGCUUGCAGACAAUGCAGGGAAACGGUAGGGUGGAAGUAUGACAAGGCGUAUGAGACCAGCGAGAAGUACAAGGAGGGCAAAUUCAUCCUGGAAGAAGAACUUUUGUGCGUGGUGUGCUAA
Messenger RNA from Aspergillus pseudonomiae, 333 nucleotides. RefSeq names its product putative Yippee zinc-binding protein Moh1. The record is from RefSeq and is a predicted model, not a curated record. Gene Ontology annotation, cellular component: ubiquitin ligase complex. The coding region runs from base 1 to 333 and encodes 110 amino acids. Lineage: Eukaryota; Fungi; Ascomycota; Eurotiomycetes; Eurotiales; Aspergillaceae. The transcript is spliced from 2 exons.